Molecule: messenger RNA, 6201 nt
Organism: Nasonia vitripennis (jewel wasp)
Lineage: Eukaryota; Metazoa; Arthropoda; Insecta; Hymenoptera; Pteromalidae
Gene: wde
Product: general transcriptional corepressor trfA
Exons: 15
Coding region: 1012-5091 (1359 amino acids)
Biological process (GO): regulation of DNA-templated transcription
Cellular component (GO): transcription regulator complex; nucleus
Molecular function (GO): protein binding; transcription coregulator activity
Source: RefSeq, a predicted model, not a curated record
CAUAUUUACAUUUCCUAGCGCAAUACAAUGCUCUCUACCAGAACUUUGCUGUGCUGCAAGUUUAAGUAGAAUAAUCUACGCAUAUAGUUCGUUAUCAUGUAUAUAUGCACACAUACACACCGCUAUAUAAUUGUGUAUAUUAUGCCGGCGUCCUACACAGUGUUCAUUUAUACUGAGAAUGAUGCAUGUAUCAGUAACCGUUAUAAGAUAUACGUGUGUUAUCAAAUAUACUAUGUAGUAUUUGAUAAAAAAAUUGAUUUUUUUUUAAUAAUGGUUUUACUUUGUAACUGAUCAAGUGUAGGCUGAAAUGGAGGGGGAAUACUCUGGUUUCCGGGUAAACGUACCCUAAUAUAGCUCCUUAUUAAGGAAUUUUACGAUAUGUAUACAUAGCUAGGUAAUAUGUAAUUAUGCGCGUAAAAUUAUAGUUAUCAGUGUACUCUGACUUUGAAUUUAUUAAAAAAAAAAAACUCACGGAUAAUAUAAAUGGAUAGGACUCGGACGGGUGAAUACGGAUUCCCGAAAUGAAUUGGGUGACUACUUCGAUCACAAGCGAAUUGACGUAGACGCAGCGACUCAAUAGAACUUACGUAAUCUUGACUUCGUUCAUGCUACAUUAGAAUGGGCCAUAAGUACAGCGUAAUAUCCACUGAUCUGUUCAUAACAAAACAUCAAAGGUCUUUUGCAUCACCAACCGUACGACGUUUUUGGCUGUAAAAAAUAUGGAAGUUGUAUCAAUUGCCCUAUAACGCAUGCGCGUCAAGUAGUUACCUCUUGUUGAGGUCCACUUGGCAACACCAGCAUGACGCGGACGAUGCGACGUUUCACCGAAGCACCGACGCCGUUCGUUGUUGAGAGGGGAGCAGGAGAAGGUCAACGUGGCAACACCGCGUUCUUCAUUUAUCUUGGGUCGCUCGUGUGGUUGUUUCGCUUCGUUCCUCUGCAUAAAUAGAAUGCAAAGAUUAAGUAUUGAGCGAAACUAAUGGAGUCGCUGCAACAUUUUUAACAUCCCUUAUGACAAUGGAUGCAGUCAAAAUAGAUGCACUGCCUACAAAUAAGUCUUUAAUUAGUAGUAAAGUACCAGAUACAACUGAUAUUUCGAAGGAAAAAGAUGAUGACAUCUUAUUUGUUGAUGAUAUCGAUGAAGACGAUGAUAAUGAACAGAUCCGUUUAAGACUUUCGGAUGAUGAAGAAGUUGAACAGGAUAUUACUUCAAGGCAUGGCGAAAGUCAACAAACAAACUUAGAUAAUAUAAUAAAUGAUCUCGAGUUCGAUGUGCAUAUAGCUGUUGCUUCAAAGAAUUCAUCGAAACAUCUUUAUAAAGACUUGGUGAACAAUAAAAAAUCAACAAAAACACAAGAAGAUAAAACUAGAUUAGCUGAAGAAGAAGAUAGUUCUGGAAACAGUAGUUUGGAUGAGAGAUCAAUAAAUGAAACAAUUGAUGGUAUAAAUGAAGAAGAGUUUACAAUGAGUGGAAAUGAUAGAGUACCACCUCUAAUUCAUAAUUCUCCUAAGUAUUGGUCAAAUAAUUUUGAUAAUCGAUGGAAAGGUGCAAAUAACCAACCUCGAGGUCGGCAUAGUUUUCCCCAUCGAAAUUCUAAUGACUGGGUAAGAAAUAGUACCGGAGGAAGUUAUAAAGGUCAUUCUCGAGAAAACUAUGAUAGAGAUUCUAGAAGAAAUGAUGGUAAUGAAUCACCUAAAUUGAAGAAUAAGAUAUCUAGUUCAGAAGGUACAAAUCAUUCCGUACAAGAAAAUGGUGUUGACAAUGAUUUACAAUCAAAAGAAAAUGAUUCUUUUGUGCGUAAUGACAAAUCGACUAAUGAAAAUUCAAAACCAAAUAACAAAGAAACUGAAAACUCUGAAGUAAAAUCUGAUUUAAAAGAGAACCAGCAAGAACCUGAUGAAUCAAAAACAUCAGCUGAAGAAAUAUGUGUAAUAAACAAUGGUAAAAGUGAUGGUAAUAUUUUGAAAAAUAAUGUAGAAGAAAAUUGCGUAACAGAAAAAUCUGCUGACACUAAAAGCAAUAGCGAUGGUGCUCUAUCUUCAACUAAAGAAUGUGAUGCGUCAAUGACGGAAGUUAAAAUUGUGACAGGUGAGUUACAUAAAGAAAAAGAAGAUAAAGAUGGUAAAAACAAGUAUAGUUCAUCAGGAACAGAAAAAGAUAUGAAAGUCGCUGAAAAUAUGUUCGAUGCAGCCAAAUUGGUGGGCAGUGAAGUAUUUGAUAAAACAUCACAUGAUGAUGAUAUUUCAGAAAAAGAUAAAUAUGAGAAUUCGAUGGAAGUAGAUGGUAAUAAUGAAAAUUUGUAUAGUAUUAGGGAUGAAAAUAGUAGUAAUAGUACAAUGAGUACUUUACCUGGCAAUUCCAAAGACAUUUGUGCAAAAGAUAAUAGAAAUACCGACACAAAUAUUGGUGGAAACCUGAAAAAUGAAAUAAAAGUUAAAGAUGAUAGCAUGAAGCAGAAAGAAAACGGUACAAAUGAGAACAGUGAUAAGAAAUUAAAUGAUAAUGAUAACAUUGAUUCAGAUUCAAAUCAUUCGAUAGAAAUCCCUGAAUUGGACAGUAAAGGUAGUCAAAUUAAAAAUAGUAAUAAUAUUACUGAAUUAAUGGAAAUUGAUGGCGAAUCUUCUAAUUCCCUUUCAAUGACAAUUGCAGAAAGUAAAGACUCAGAAUCAAAUAUUCCACAGCCUUCAUUAGACAACAAUGAAAACAAUUUUUCACAAAGGUCUCCAUUGCAAACUGCUGAUGAUAGCCAUAAACCAGAAAAAACUGAGAAAUCUAUGGAACUAGAUAAAAAAGUAGAUGAUAUCCAAACUGUAGGAAGAGAUGCAUUCAGUUCACCUGACAUCACUGAUGAGCAAGAAAACUUGAAUGUCGAAGAGGUUGAUUUAGCAGAUGAUGAGUCAGAAAGUGCGACUGCUUGCUCAAAAGAAGAUGGUAAUGAUAGUUCACAAGCCAGUAUUGAUAUUACAGAGAGCACAUCCUCAGACAAUCAUAAAGAUACAUCACUAACAGUUCCUAUUACCACUGUAGAUAAGGAUACGGUCGACGAAAGUAAUGAGAGCGGACGUGCGGUUGUUCACAAAAGACGACGUAGGAAAAGAUUGAGUGGCAUCAUCUAUCACGAAGUACCACCAAGCGACGUCUUAACUGAAAAUGGGGUUCGCCAGAAGCGUCGCUCAGCUCGCAAUGCUGAGGAGAUGAUCCGGAAGGAGAUCAUGAAGAACGACGAGGAGGACGAGGAUUCGGACGAAAAGGCAGGUCGGAUGGUGUCGGUACAGUACAAAAUCAAGCCGAAUAGCACUAGUCUUCAGCCACAGUCACCGUCGUCACUCAAGCGAUCCUUUGAGGACGCAGAUAGCGCCAUCGAGUCACUCACCCUCAAGAAGAUCAGGUCGUCUUCUGAGGUUGUGGUCACACCUAUUGUAAAGUCGCCUGACAAGGAGAAGAAGGAGUUAACGCCCAAGAGCAAGGAGAGUAUUGCCGAGACCCGAGAAUUGGUCAGAAAGAUAUCGCAGGAGGAUAUCAGGGGCAAACUUCAGAAGAUGACAUCAGAGGACAUGGAAGCUCUAUUGAUUCAAAAAAUCGUCGAAUGCAUAACAAUACGCGGUGAAAUGGGAAAGCUUCGAGAACAAGCGCGCGCGUCGAAGAGAAACCAGGAAGCCACGAGACUCAAGUGUCAGCAACUUCAGAAACAAGUCGAAGGAUUCGAGAUGGUUUUAAGGCGUUUUACAUUCGAUAAGAAUAGUAAUAGCGACAAAUACUUACCGCCUAUCAAAAUCAACAGGUCCGUCGGUCUUCAAGUGAACUUCUUAUCGCAGGAGAGCGGCAUACAAAACCUAAAACAGAUCGCGGCAUCGAAAGGAGCACAUGGAUCGAACACCUCCAACGUCAGUAUCACGAGUCCAAACGUUACUACCUCCGUCGUCAGUAAGCCCAAUCCUUCGAUAGUGCAGGAUAAUCGCCUGCAGAAUCAGAGUCCGCGCAAAAUGCUGAAAACGAGGUCACCGAGAAGACCCGAAGUCGGUACCAUCGUCCACACUGGUCCCGUUGUGAGUACGGCGACACCCACUGCCCUGGUUAUGGGUAAACCGGUCAAUGCAGAGCCCAAACGCACCAUUACCCUACAGAACGGUGCUAAUAUCGUACAGCUCAUGCCACCCGGACAGCAACAGACUGUUGUCGUUAACUCAACUGUUGGUGGACCUAGUACUGGGAGCGCAAACAACCGGCAAACCAAUUUGACCAUACAGAGGACGACUUCUGCCACACCAACGGUUACCAAGGCCAGUGAUCUUAUCGAUCUGACUGAUGAAGAGGAUAAGACUAAAAAUGGACGCUGUAAUUUUAAAGAAAAAUUUUUUCCAGCUUCUGUGGUUACUCCUAUUACAACCAUAAAUUCAAGGUUGCCUCGAGUGAUACAUACCGUCCCGAGCAGCGUUGCGAUAACAAACGCAACCAACCUUCGGCUUGUGCAAACCGGUUCUCCCAUGUCCCAAACUGCCAUAGUUAGUAACAACGCUCCAAGAUUAGCCUACGUAAUGCAGGGAAGUGUAAAUGGAGGAACUAGGCAACUAGUAUUAACGAGUACGAACCCGAUAAGACCAGUUACCAGUGUUCCCACAAGAAACAUUUCGACAAUUAGUUACAAACCAGGUGUGCCAACAUUGACUAAUGGAACGGUCAGAGUGUUAACAACCCAAGCUCCUACUGCAAUGCAGGCGCCAAGGCAUCCUGCACCAUUGCCAGAAACCCCGUCGCCGGAAUCGAAUCCACUAUGGAAAUUACCACCGCCCGCUCCAUCGUUAAAAAUCUCUAAAGUGGCGACUGGCAUAGUAUUGUCAUGGAACAUGACUUUAACUGAUAAGUUUGCGGAAAUAGUUAGUUAUCAAUUAUACGCUUAUCAAGAGGUCGCAGGAACCAAUCCCAAUGCAGCUCUUUGGAAGAAAGUCGGCGAUGUCCGAGCGUUGCCGCUUCCCAUGGCUUGUACUUUAACUCAGUUUACAGAAGGAAAUAAUUAUUACUUUGCUGUAAGAGCCGUCGAUGUACAUUCCAGAUUUGGACAAUACAGCAAACCCGGAAAUAUUUCUCUCUAAGCAAAAGAGAAUAAAAAUUAUUGAGGUUAAAUGUCGCCUGAUUUUCGUCGCUCUAACCUAACGUUAAUUUGGUUUUUACCGUGCGUACAAAAGGUUCAUUUCAAUACAAAAGGUCUACUUUUACUAAAAUUCUGUAAUAUAGUUGCGGACUCGAUAAACAAAUUUUGAAACUACUGCUGCGUUUUUCAUAAAUACAUACGUAAUAUAAAGAUAUUCCAAUUUUUUAACGGGUUUUACUUUUUGAAAAAAUGUAUGUGAACGAAAUUUUAAGUUAGUUCGACCAAGUGUUCCUUUUAUUUUUGUAUUUGUAUCGAGUAAAAACGUCGAAAGAUUUUAAAUUUGCCAUGUCGUUAAAUUAAUUGUACGAAGUGUUAAAAAAAUUUGCAAUGUCAAUCAUUACAGGAGAAAUUCAAAGGUACUUGCGUUGUACUUCACUGCCUUUAAUUAUUUCAUGAAACAAGCCAGAAAAUUCUUAUGAUGACUUUUCACUGUCUAUUUCAGUAAAUAUCAUCUUUUAUGUAACUGUAACUAUUAUUAUUUGUAAGCUCUUAUUUAUUUGUUAUGUGAAUUAUGUAAAAAAAAGUAUGAGCUAUAAACGAGCUUGGUGAUAAAAAAGAAAAACUUCAAUUGAACAUAAUCUCAAUUAAAUUGAAGUUAACUAAUGAAAAUAGGUACUUUUGUAUACAACCGUUAGACGAAUUUAUAUUAAAAACCUAAAUAAGUUAUGAUGUACGGCUUAAGAGUUUCAAAAUUUCCUGUAAAAGAAUUUAAUGUAUAAAUGAUGAUAUUAUGUCAAAGGGGAAAAGUUAAGUAAGUUUUGUACAUAACACACGAAUUGCUGAUAAGUUAAUUAUUAUCUAGGGUAACUUUGUAUAUGCUUUGUCAAGUAGUAAUUAUAAAAAUUAAAUACAUAAAUGUUUCCGACAAAAUACUUUUUUGUACAAUUAUUUUGAGUGUUUGAAAUCGCCAUGUUACUCCAGCUGUCGUUUAAGGAAAAUACAAAUCAUGGCGUUAUCAAAGACACACUUCGCAUUUGCGAGAAUUACAAUUUUGAGUUUGAAUUAUUAAUCAGUGUUCGUAAAAAUAAUAAAUAUGCUAAAAAUCGUGAAA